Aspergillus viridinutans is the source of this 1203-nucleotide messenger RNA. RefSeq names its product CDC50/LEM3 family protein. The transcript is spliced from 6 exons. Lineage: Eukaryota; Fungi; Ascomycota; Eurotiomycetes; Eurotiales; Aspergillaceae. Bases 1 to 1203 code for a protein of 400 amino acids. Gene Ontology annotation, cellular component: endoplasmic reticulum; plasma membrane; Golgi apparatus. The record is from RefSeq and is a predicted model, not a curated record.
AUGUCUAAUGUGGAAACCCCCCAAACAGGGUCUCUCAAAGAUCAGGCUCGUGGGGAGCAGACUGACAGCGAUAAGAAGGCAAAGACCAGGAGACCUGCUAACACUGCUUUCAGACAACAGCGCUUAAAAGCCUGGCAACCAAUUCUCACGCCGCGAAGCGUUCUGCCCAUCUUCUUUGUGUUCGGCGUCAUUUUUGCACCGAUCGGUGGCCUUCUCUUAUGGGCUAGCUCCCAAGUCCAAGAGAUAUCUAUAGAUUAUUCAGAAUGCGCGCAAAAGGCCCCUUCUUACCCAGUCUCAAUUGCAGACCGUGUUAAGUCAUCGUUCAAGUCAUCAACUGGACAGUCUACCCCGACAUGGGAGCGUCGUACAGAGAACGGGACUACCAUUUGUCGGCUCAGUUUCGAAGUACCGGACGAUUUAGGGCCUCCCGUCUUUCUGUACUAUCGUCUUACCAAUUUUUACCAGAACCAUCGGCGAUACGUGAAGUCACUGGAUAUAGAUCAGUUGAAAGGCAAAGCUGUUGACAAUAAGACCAUCGAUGGUGGCUCAUGUGAUCCCCUUAAACUCGACCCUACUGGAAAGGCUUAUUACCCGUGCGGACUCAUUGCGAACUCCCAAUUCAAUGACACAAUACACAGUCCUGAACUCCUCAGUGACUUGGACCCAACGGUGUACUUCAUGACUAACAAGGGCAUCGCCUGGGAUAGUGAUAAGGAGCUUAUUAAAACCACACAAUACAAACCAUGGGAGGUUGUGCCACCACCGAAUUGGCACGACCGUUACCCAAACGGGUAUAUUGACGGUAUCCCCGACCUUCAUGAGGAUGAAGACUUCAUGGUUUGGAUGAGGACCGCUGCCUUACCGGCUUUCACUAAACUGUCCCGCAGAAAUGACAGCGUGUCUAUGAAAGCUGGCUCUUAUCGCCUGGAUAUUGAAGAUCGGUUUCCGGUCACUGAGUAUGGUGGCACGAAGUCAAUUCUCAUCUCCACCCGAACUGUCAUUGGGGGACAAAAUCCUUUCAUGGGUAUAGCAUAUGUCGUCGUUGGCGGUAUUUGCGUCCUUCUUGGGGCUCUAUUUACCCUUGCUCACUUAGUACGACCGAGAAAACUCGGCGAUCACACUUACUUGACCUGGAAUAAUGAACAGGAAAGCACAGUCAUUGCUACGGGCAGGAAUGACAGAUUUGGACCGCAUGCCCAUUGA